AUGUUAAUGAAGGGUCAUUAUUAUGAGAGUCGAUAUGCUUAUUAUGUUCAAGUAAACUUGAGUGCCCCAAUUACACCAACAAUUUAUACAAUAAAAUUCACAUAUUCAACUUCUACCAAAUAUUUAGAAGAAACAGAUGGAUUAUACGGUUAUUGUUAUACCAAUUCAAGUAAUUCAUAUUCACACCCAGACGGAAUUAAUGAACCCAAACGGAUUUAUGAAUGCGGUGAUAUUAUUCUUUUUAGCAUUAUAGUUCGAAAGAAUCAACAAUUUCAGCCGGAUGUAGAUGUAUCUUUGGGUCCUUCAUUCGCUUUAGAUGUUUUAUCUUUCAUAUGCACAUUAUUGUCAAUUUUUUUAUUCUGGAAGAGUGAACGGAUGCCUCAAGGAAAUCAACAACUAUAUAAGAAUGAAGAAUCUUAUAAUCAUGAAGAAUCGUAUAAUCCAUCCGAGGUUGUGAGCAAUGUUGCAUCAUAUUAUCAACCAUCUCAGGUUAUGGGUACUGUUACAACUCCUUAUAAAUACACUUAG
Molecule: messenger RNA, 528 nt
Organism: Cetraspora pellucida
Lineage: Eukaryota; Fungi; Glomeromycota; Glomeromycetes; Diversisporales; Gigasporaceae
Source: the annotation of a GenBank genome assembly